Molecule: messenger RNA, 3145 nt
Organism: Tigriopus californicus
Lineage: Eukaryota; Metazoa; Arthropoda; Copepoda; Harpacticoida; Harpacticidae
Exons: 7
Coding region: 452-3070 (872 amino acids)
Source: RefSeq, a predicted model, not a curated record
CUCUCAAUGUCAAUAGAGCAGUCGUUCCAGGCAGAUCCGUCGUUCUUUCCCUCUUCCCUCAAUUUUAAAUAUUGUUGGGAUUGCACAGGGCUAGCAAUCAAUUCGGAGAGAAUUGGAUGGAAAGAAUUCCCAAUUUUUGCUCCAUCAGACAAGUGUAAGCGUAAGUUGUUGGAAUAAUUCAUUCCUCUGUCAAAAGACCGAAUGAACCUUCAACGCCAUGGAUAAUUGAUGGAACCGGAAAACAUCAAAGAUUUUCUUGAAAAGCUCUUUUUUGUGAGUGAAAAGGACUGGUUUUCUUGCCAAGUGGUUUUUCUUUGGGUCCAAUCCAAGACGACUGGAAACCGAACUGCAAGACCACAUUUCGAGAAUUGAGUCGAAGUGAAAGAAGGAGUUCUUAAAAGCCAUCACUAUUCCGUUCGUGGGUAUGUGAAGUGUGUUUUGGAGUUCAGGAAUGUCGUUCAAAGGUCGGUCCAAACCUCUGCGUUUGUCUAGUUCUUAUGGAACUGCCUCGUUUUCGUCCUCUCGUCACGCCCAUUAUUCUCCAGUGGGUCAAUACAGUCAAGUGGAUUCAGAUCUCUCUGACCUAACUGAUCAUGAGGAUCCGGAAGUGGGUCAAGAUGGUGUGGAGGAAGAAGCCGACACGGCAUUUGACGAGUUGAACGAAAACGAUUUCUUCGCCACGCCCACUUAUUCCUCCUCUUCCACUUUUACGUCAAGCAUGACCACUAAUCCUGCUUCCUCUUCUUCCUCUUCCUCUUCCUCCUCUUCCUCCUCCUCAGCGUUAACGAGCCAUCAAAUGUUCAACAGAAAACGGAUAGCUUCCCCUUCUGAAUUAGCUCGAGCAGAAUUGGAUGGCAAUCGUCCCCGACUACACAACCCGCUCACCAUCAUUCAGCUGAAAGAUCCUGAGAAGAAUAUGGAGACCACGACGACUAGAUUGUAUCCAUCAGCUUGUCCACGCACCUGUCCGUGGUUUUUUAGUCAUCAAUUAAGUCAUUUGUCAACCUCCCGAAAAUGGAGCUUCCUGAUUUCCGUCCUGGCUUGUGCAUGCCUCGUGGGGGUCUUUCUUUGGGGUGUGCCCUGUUCGACGGAAGAUCAGGUAUGUCGUUCGCCGGGAUCUGACUUUGAAUCCACCCGCAUCAUGACUGGUCAACUCGCCUUGAGUGGGGACGACGGAUUUUUUGACCCCGCUACACCCGCUGCCUUACAACAACGUAUGACUGAUUGGUCUCGCAAGUUCACCAGGAUUGUGCUCACGAGUGGUCUUCACGUGACCCGGCAACCCCCCUCUCAAAAUGCGGACGAAAAAGGCCGGACGAUUCUGGUGAGUGGCUUUGUUUCGGGUGACUCUCAUCGCGGCAACAACCAAGAUGCUGGUCUCAUCGGUCUUGAACCUCGAAAAGGCCGCGAGCUUUGGCGCCGAGCCUUGUACGCCCCACCCAAGCAAAUGGAUUGCCACUACUUGGAUGUCAACUCUGACGGAGUCAAGGAUUGCCUGGUGAUUGGAGAUAAAGGACUCCUGGCCGCUAUUGACCCGGUCAGAGGCGAACAGCUUUGGUUCCUCCAUCACCACAUUCCUCUCGUCAACCUAUCCUUGCCCAGAUUCCUGCCCGAUCUCAAUGAUGAUGGCAUUCCUGAGCUUUUAUCCUCGUGUGCCGUCACAUUACCCAGUGGCAUCAGUGACCAUCGGGAGCACGUGCGCACUAACCUGGUGAUCAUUUCGGGCCAGGAUGGAACAGUGAUUGGCAGGCCGUAUUUGGUCGAGAUGUGCCUGGACAUCGGGGCUGUCAAUAUCACUACGCAUCUCAACAUUCAGUUUGACUGCCUCACUCGGAAUGGACCCGACCAAUUCGAAAUGACCACAGAGGAGCUAUUCCAGAAGAUUAGCCACCAAGAGCUGCCCAUGAGCAUACUAGAACGGAAUGGUGCGUUUGGCGAAUACUACCAGUUCUCAAAAUUGGGCGUGGAUCACCAAGAGACAGAGAAAGAUUCCAUUCAUUUGGACAUCGUUCCUCUGCGGGAGGAGUCCCCGGAAUUGGGCGUGACAGUCAAAAUCUGGGACGGCUUUGCUCAUCGCACGAUUUGGAACCACACGUGGCACCAUGCCGUGGCCUUUCAACCCGUCUCCACCCGGUUUGAGACGGAUCGUUGGGAUAGCCCCAUUGAAGGUUUCGUGUUUCGCUUGUGGCAAUGGCCUGAUAACACGAGUGACACUUUCACUCUAGGCCGACAAAAGCCUCAAGACGACGAGGACGACAAAAAAGAGAAAGAGCCCAUUCCGGCGGCCCAUCUAUUCAACUCUCAAUCGAACAGAGGCCGUUCCAAAACGACUGGAGGUCACGCAGCCAGUCACCCUCCGGAAGGCGAGGAGGAGGAGGAAGAGGACACUGAUUAUGCUUAUGAUAUUGUGUUCAAGCAUGCCAAUCCGCAGUCCUCGUAUGAUCAAAACGAGGAUGAUGAUUACUACACUCGCAAUCAAAAAGGAUCCCAUGAUUGGAUCGCCAGUGUGAUACCCUUUGGAGGUGGUGGCAGGAGACUAAUGAGUUGGGAUCGAGGAGCCUCUGCACCCACCCGGCACUUCCGUCCAACAACAGCCCAACCAAAGAAGGAGGGUGAUGGUCAUGUCGGGCCUUGGCCAUUGGAAAGGAGCCUUCGAAUUCAAGAGAGCAUCUAUUACAUCGUUUUAAACCACACCACUCCGCACCUCCAACGGAUAUUCUCGCAUCACAUUUCUCAAGUUUGCUCCUUGACGAACAUCAAGAAGGGCUCAGGGGCAAAUGAGAAGCCACAACAGUCAAGGAGGCAGCAGCAAAUCCAACCCAAAUACUUAUGCCAACCGCAUUUUGACACUCAGCCCAAUUCAAUGGUGAUAAUUGCUCCAGAUCUGGGAUCUCCGGACGCCAAUGAAUGGAGAGAUCUUGUGUUCUCAAGCCAGUUUUGGGGUGACCAAAACGGUGAUUUUGUGGACAGCUCGGAAUACUCCCAAAGUCAAGACUCACCAAGCCCUCUGAUCUCAGAUUUGCCUCAUCUUCGGACGUUGUUAAAGAAACUAAGACUGUUCAAAACGUGAGAGCUCUUUCUCCUCAUCCGUGCUGUUAAUACAAUGAACACAUAUCUCCAAAUAAAGUGGUGCCUUGUUUCUUAA